Molecule: messenger RNA, 1611 nt
Organism: Durusdinium trenchii
Lineage: Eukaryota; Dinophyceae; Suessiales; Symbiodiniaceae
Source: the annotation of a GenBank genome assembly
AUGAGGAUUCUUCGCUUGCUGGUCGCCCUCGUGAUACUCUCCGAGGGCGCCAAAGUGAAAGGUGCCAGCAGAUUGCGGCGAGUGAAAGCUAAAGUUGGACAUCAUCAUGAGGCCUUGUUGUUUAACAAGCAUCUGAAGUCUCACAAGACUCAAGACAUGGGCGCCAUGUCAACAGAGAUUGUCCACAAGACCGCCUACUGGGGCUCCAUCCGAGUUGGAACUCCACCUCAAGAGUUCAAGGUGAUCUUCGACACGGGCAGUGGGAAUCUGAUCCUUCCCACGACGGCCUGCAAGUCGGAAGGGUGUGCCAGGCACAAAAAGUACAACCCGCACGAAUCUGCUACCUCAUCUGAGGUGUCCAACGAGAACGGAGAGGGUUCCACAGAGAUCACCUUUGGCACAGGAUCGAUCACAGGUGAUUUCUAUGAGGACAAGUUCUGCAUCGCUGAUUCGCUGUGCUCCAAGGUUCGAUUCAUUGGAUCCGUCGAGCAGAGCGCGGUGCCUUUCUCUGCCACCCCCUUCGACGGCAUUCUCGGUCUGGGCUUCAAGGACUUGUCCAUGGGGCACGACUUCAACAUCCUCGACGACAUGUACCAGACCGGAUCGCUGCCGGCGGGGCUGUUUUCCGUCUUCCUCACCGAGGAUGGAUCCAGUGAGAUUACCUUUGGAGGCUACAGGCCUGAGCUUCUUGCUUCGGAAGUGGUUUGGGCGCCGGUGACUCGGGAAUCCUACUGGCAGGUAGCUGUUUCGGACAUUACGUUCAACAAUGUCGAGACGGGCCUGUGUGGCACCGGAUGCCAGGUGGCGGUGGACACUGGGACCUCCAUGUUGGCGGGGCCUUCAGCCUUGGUCAACAGCUUGCAGGCCAAAGUGGCGCCGGAGGCGGACUGCUCCAACUAUGAUCGUUUGCCAAACAUCGGCUUCAAGAUUGGAAACAAGAUCUUGAACCUGAAGCCCGAAGAUUACAUGGACCGAGAUGAGAGCGGAUGCUCCUUCUCGCUGAUGCCCUUGGAUGUCCCACCACCACGGGGGCCUCUCUUCAUUUUCGGCGAUCCGUUCUUAAGACGCUUCGUCACGAUCUAUGACAAGUCAGGCCCAUCUGUUGGCUUCGCUGUCUCCAAGCAGAAUGCUCUGGACGAGUUUGAGGCAGCGAAGAUCAUCGUGACCUCUGGCGGAGCUGAGGAGUUCCAGCGGAGAAAGCCUCUGGAGACCCACGUGGGGCUGUCUCCGAUGUCCGUGGGGCUGUCCGCUGGGUACAUGACCGAAGAGGAAGGAGCUGCGGAAGAGCCACGAAGCGGCAAAGAGCCCUUCGGGCCCAAGGCUGAGACAAGCAAGUCCUUCUCUGACUCCGACUGGUUGAAGAAGAUCAAGUCGGAGCCUGCGAGAACACAUACGUUUGCUGAGUCUCCGUCUUCUCUUUCGGGUGACGCAGUGAAGGCCGAUGUGGGUGAAGAGAAAAACACACCGAAGGAACGAAGCGAAACGAGCGUCAACGAGUGGGCCCAGAAAAUGAAAGCCCUCCUGGAUGGUGACUUUGUCCAGAGGUCGAGCAGCGCUGGUUCCAGUUCCAAAGGCACGCAGCUUGUUUCCAUCAAGUUGCACAAGGUGUAA